GUACCUCAAGCUUGCCAAAAUUAGGAAAAAGAUAGAAAAAAAGAAGGCAAUGGCAUGUUCUGGAAUUGGGAUUGCUGAUUUUCUCCAAGGAAACAACUAUUUCGUCACAGGCGCUACCGGUUUGUUAGGAAAAGCUUUGAUUGAGAAGAUGCUGCGGACAAUUUCUCAUGUGGGAAGAAUCUUUCUCUUGAUUAGGGCGAAACACGAAGAUGCUGCAAUGGAGAGACUGAAAAAUGAAAUAAUACAUGCAGAGUUGUUUAAGUGCUUGAAAGAAAUUCAUGGAAAAUCUUAUGAAGCAUUCAUGAUGAGCAAGCUAGUUCCAGUGGCUGGGACUCUAUGUCAAGAUAAUCUGGGGAUGGAUGCUGAAACGGCUACUGAAAUUGCAGAACAAGUCCAUGUCAUAAUAAACUCAGCAGCCACUACCACACUUGUUGAAAUUGAAAGGUAUGAUGUUGCUCUAAAUACAAACACCAGAGGACCUCUUCGGCUCUUAGAUUUUGCAACCAAGUGCCAGAAGCUUAAAGUUUUCUUGCAUGUAUCAACUGCUUUUGUUAACGGUGAAAGACAAGGAAUAAUUCUGGAGAAGCCUUUUCACAUGGGACAAGGCAUUGCAUCAAAAGUCCCUUUCUUGGAUGUGGAUGCUGAAAUGAAAUUGGUUUUCAUGGGGUCUCUUGGGAGUAAUAGUAAUACCUAUCAUCAUUUGGGCAUGGAGAGGGCAAGAAAGUAUGGAUGGAGAAACACCUAUGAAUUUACCAAAGCCAUGGCAGAAAUGUUGCUAAAUGAGGAGAGGGGAAACAUACCAGUUGUCAUUAUCCGUCCAAGCAUUAUUGAGAGCACCUAUUCGGACCCUUUCCCAGGAUGGAUACAAGGAAAUAGGAUGCUGGACCCAAUAUUUAUAUCCUUGAAUGCGGUCAUUGACAAGUCUAGGCAAGUCUUAUCUAUUUGGAUAAGCUUUAAUAAAUUAGUGUUGAAAGCAUGCAUGCAUGAGCUAUUAUUACCAUGAUGGAUAUAGGUACCUAUAGACAUGGUGGUGAAUGCUAUUUUAGCAGCAAUAGCAAAACAUGGAAUUGCUCCAAGAAAAUCAGAAUCAGAGCUGAAGGUGUACCAAGUGGCAUCAUCUGUUGCUAAUCCAGUAUCCUACGAGAAUAUUUUCCAGUUUGCUCGCGAUUACUUCACUUCUUGUCCAUUAAUGGACUCCAAUGGCAAGAAGAUUCAGAUAAUUGGAUUCAACUUUUUUGGAUCAAUGGACAGUUUCGUGUCUUACAUGAGGGAAGUAUUGGCAGCGCAGCAAAAUAUUGCAGAAGCAGAAUUUAACAAAAGACUGAACCGAAGUACCCUGCUGGCCGAAAUAUAUCAGCCUUAUAUGUUUCAAAGAGGAUGGUUUGAUAAUAGUAACACCAAGAAACUGAUUGAAGGUAUGUCUACUGAAGAGAAAAAGUUAUUUGGGUUUGAUGUAGAGAGCAUAAACUGGAAGAACUACUUCAAAAGCAUCCACUUUCCUGGCCUGAGAAGACAUGUUAUUAAAGAAAAAACAAUGGCAGCUGCAAGGCUGUGAUAUCCCUGCUUUAACAAAUGGCUUCAAUGAUCCAAUCAAGCCCAGAGAAGAAGAUCCAAUACUAGUACUACUAUUAUUAGUAUUUUCCACGGCCAAAAACUGUUUAUUAUAGUAGGUAAUGGAUAGCGGGUACCCAGAAUCUAAUACUCGUACAGUACCUGUAUCCGUUGUCAGUGGUAAUUUCAUUACAUGUAUGUCACGAUCCAUUUUCAUGAACCAAACCGACACUAAGAUCCAGGUAAGCAUAAGGCUACCAAGACCCAUAAUAAGCCUACGAAUCACUGAGCCCAAAUAUCAGCCCCAAUUAUGAGUUUACCCAUUUAUAUUCCCAUAGCAUUUAGAAGGCUCAUGUAUCUUAUAAUCAUACAUCUUAUGAAGUCGAAGUCUAUAUUUUCUAUUAAAAUAUACAAGUGCCACGGUCUGUAUAAAUUUCAGAAAUAGUAGUAAAACAAAUAGAAAUCA
Molecule: messenger RNA, 2017 nt
Organism: Jatropha curcas
Lineage: Eukaryota; Viridiplantae; Streptophyta; Magnoliopsida; Malpighiales; Euphorbiaceae
Source: RefSeq, a predicted model, not a curated record